CCCCCCUCUUCCUCCUCCUUUUCUGUCUCUGUCUCUCUUUCUUCCCUUCUCUUUCUCUCUCACGGGAAUUUACGCUUUUAUUUGUUUUUCUUUUCACGGCUGCAGCAUUGAGUCUGCAACAAGACAACUUAUUUUGCCACCAGCAGACUAAUAGGAGACAUUUUUAGCAGUGUUUUUUUUUUUUAGAUUAAAAUUCGUAGAUAAUUCGUUUGCAUUACCAAAAAAAUCUGCUCCCUGGUCUGCUCUCAUGUCCUGUCCUGUCCCGCAUUUGUAAUCCUGCGCCUUGCAGAACGAAUCCGCUGGACUGGUGCCUUCCUAUUGAGACGCAAGAGGCAUAGACACAAGCCUGCGUCUGAGCGCAACAACACCAGCUUCUAUUAUAAACAAACAUACCCCCCAAAUAAAAAAAAAAUAGAAACACUUUUAAAAACCUGCGGGGUUACAAAUUGUGGAGGAUUUCAACGAGAAGUUGCAUGUGCAGGAGACAUAGUCCGGGACAGAAGGAAUGGGAUACCCGGGCAGCAGAGCAGAGAGAGGAUGGAAAGGAUGGACGCUCCUGGUUUGGGUCGCCGCUGUCAGCUUGGUGCUCGCAGACGGACGGAGAGUGAGGCAGCCCAGAUGUCCCGUUGGAUGCACCUGCACCAAAGACAAUGCCCUGUGUGAGAAUGUCCGAUCUGUGCCUCACACUUUCCCAUCCGACGUCGUGUCACUAUCUUUUGUCAAGUCUGGAUUUAAUGAAAUAACAGGAGCAAGCUUUGUCCACACUCCUGCCCUGCAACUGCUAUUAUUCACAGCAAAUUCAUUUGACCUGAUAGAUGAGGAUGCAUUCUUGGGUUUACCACAUCUUGAAUAUCUAUUUAUUGAAAAUAACAAAAUCGCAUCGAUAUCCCCAUUUGCCUUCCGGGGCCUGAAAGCACUCAUACAUCUGAGUCUGGCUUACAACAACCUUGAGACACUGCCAAAAGAUGUCUUCAAGGGCAUGGACGCUUUGACCAAAGUUGAUCUACGUGGCAACAACCUGAUAUGUGACUGCAAGCUCAAGUGGUUGGUAGAGUGGAUGCACCACACUAAUGCCACCCUGGACCAGAUCUACUGCAGCGGUCCACCCAUUCACCAGGGGAAGAAGAUCAAUGACCUGCUGCCACACAAUUUCGACUGCAUCACAGCAGAGUUUGCCUCUUAUCAGUCGCUGAAGUUUGAGUCCAUUUCGGUGGGGGCCUUCACCUUCGGUGAAGAUCAGUAUGUGGUGUUUGCCCAACCGUUUGCUGGGACAUGCAGCUUCCUGGAAUGGGAUCAUGUUGAGAUGACCUUCAGAACGUACGACACCAUUGAAAGCACCUCCACUGUGGUGUGCAAGCCCAUGGUGAUUGACAACCACCUCUUUGUCAUCGUGGCCCAGCUGUUUGGGGGCUCGCACAUUUACAAACGCGACACCUCUGCCAACAAGUUCAUCAAGAUCCAGGACAUUGACAUUCUGAAGAUUCGCAAACCUAACGACAUCGAGACGUUCAUGAUUGACGGAGAGUCUUUCUUCGUCAUCGCUGACAGCUCAAAGGCCGGCUCCACAACGGUGUACAAAUGGAACGGCAAUGGCUUCUACUCCCACCAGUCCCUCCAUCCAUGGUUCCGGGACACAGAUGUAGAGUAUUUGGAGAUCUCCAACAAACCCCACCUGAUCUUGUCCAGCAGCUCUCAGAGGCCUGUCGUCUACCAGUGGAACAGGAGCCAGAAACAGUUUGACCGCAGGACUGACAUACCGGACAUGGAGGACGUCUUCUCUGUCAAACACUUCCGGGUCAAAGGUGAGCUUUUUAUAUGCUUGACAAGAUUCAUCGGAGACUCCAAGGUGAUGCGCUGGGACGGUGCCAUGUUCAAGGAGGUCCAGACAUUUCCUUCCCGCGGCUCCAUGGUGUUCCAGCCUGUCUCCAUCGGCAACUGGCAGUAUGCCAUCUUGGGCAGCGAUUAUUCACUGACGCAGGUCUACCAAUGGGACACCGAGAGGGGCCACUUUGUCCCAUCUCAGGAGCUGAAUAUCCAGGCGCCUCGAGCAUUUUCUCUGGUUUCCAUUGACGACCGGGUGUUCCUGCUCGCAUCCAGCUUCAAGGGAAAAACUCAGAUUUAUGAGCACCUUAUGAUCGAUCUGAGUAAUUAAACCCAUCGUCAGUUUGGGACAAAGUAUGUAGAUUACCAUUCAAAUGCUUUCAUUCUGUCAUGUGUUGAACUUUUUAGUCCCAUUAGAAACCACCAGCAAUUUCCACCUUACUUUAAACAAAAGGAAGUUUUAUGCAGGAGCUGAAACUAUCUAAAGAGGUAUUUCAAAUGCAGUUGAGGACCUUUAGGUUGAGAUUAAGUGGUUGAAAUGUUUUCAUUUGUUAUGACCACUGAGUUUUUUAAAGGGUAACUGUGAUAUUUUUCAACCUGAACCCUGUUUUCCAAUGAUUUUGUGUCUAAGUGACCAAUGGGAACAACAAUUUUUGAAGUUGGUCCAGUAUUGAGCUAAUCAGGGCUGCAGCAGCAGCAGCGAAACAUGCUGCAAUGUAAUCACUUGGGGCAACUGGACACUGUCAAUUUAUGUCUACUAAACAUGUUUGUUUUUGCCACUGACAGGCUCAGAUUAUUAUUCACAGUAUCUAACAUUAAGGAAAGGAUCCCUACAGAGAUAGAACUCUUUGUUAAACAAGAAACAGCCCUGAAAUCGACAUCGCCAAAGCCACCAGACUCCAUUUACAGAAACAGUAGUUUUAUCAUCAUAAAACACUUCAUUCAAAGUUGAAAGAAACAGAGAAAUACUUGUAAAUGUCGAUUUGGUUCAUCUUUACACUAUUCCAACAUUUACCAACUCUGGUUUGGUUGAAAUAAACUCUUAAUUCACCCAGUUGGAUGUGAAAAUAUGCUGCCUCUAUACACACUAAAAUUAGUUGGUUUUUUUUUUUGGUUUUUUUUUUAGUCUGGUGGGUUUGGCAAUGCAGAUAUUGGGGCUGUUACUUGUUAUACAAAAAGACCUUACCCUUUAAAAACAGGUCUCUCCUUGUGGGAUUCCUUCCCAUACCCAGGUAGCCAAAAUGACCUGGCUUAGAAUCGGCCUGAACCUCCGGACUCCCGAACUGUCGGAUGAAAUUAGCUGGGCUGGGUCCGGUUGCCCCAGUCAGCUGAGACGCAGCAUGAAAGACGCCCCAGAAUUGGGCCAAAUCAGCUGGCCUGAUUCUGGCUGCCAUCACUGGGCCAUUAUCAGACAUGACCUGGCCCAGCAUUGGCCCAAACUCAGCAUAAUGGAUGAAAAUAGCCAGGCCGCAACUAGUUGCUUGACUCGGCUGAGAAUCUGUAUGAAUGACACCCCAGAAUUGGACCGAAUCAGCUGGCCCGACUCCGGCUGCCGAUACUGCCAUCACUCGGUAAUGUUGAAGACACUUAAUAUAACAAUCUGAGCCAGUCAGUGGCAAAAACAAGCACUUUUAGCGGACGUAAACUGACAGUAUGAAUACACUGCAGCCUGUUUCGCAGCUGCUGGCUGCAGCCCUGUCGCUCAAUACUGGACAAAUUUUAAAAAAUUGUUGUUCCUGUUGGUAACUUAAACAUAAAAUGAUGGGAAAAAACAGUAGGGAAAAAUGAAAAAUACCCACCCUUUAAGAGAUUUGACACCAUUCGCAUAACAUAGAAAAUAUAUUCUACACAGUCCCUGAUGCCUAUGUUCAGCAGCCAGCUGCAGUUACUUAAUUUUGAUAAACUCCUUGCAUUUUCAUUUUGAAUACUCACUAUUUAGAAAUGCCUUAUACUCCAUUUGUAAUUCCACUCAGAGUGCGAACUGACUAUCUUUCAGGAAAAACAAGCUAUGAACUCACUGCUUUGGUCUUUGAUUCAAACCUACAGGGGACCUUGCAGUUAAUAGACACAGAGUAUACUUCUGUAUUCAUCUCCAUACAUUAUUUUUAUUUCUGUUGUAGGAAUGUGAUAGGAAAGACUUAGGAGUUUGGUAGUAGUAAUGACCAGGCAAUAAUAGGCAAAGGUGUUCAGAUUGUAGAGUUUUUCUAGAAAAGUGAAAGACAGAAGAGGAUUUUUUUCUUUGAACUCUUCUUUAAUUUAACAAGCAUUUCAGGAAAAUCGAUUUCAGAUCAAAAUGUCCUUACAAGAGAUUAUUCACAGUGGAAUGUAAGCUAGUGAGAUAUACGUGAAACAAUUGGUCUUAAGACUCACUUCUGACAAAGCCUGGGUUGUUAGAUACCUUGUGGACGAUGGGCGCCCUCACAAACGUACAAGAAGUUUUUUCAAAUUGGAAACUUACCCAGUGUAGCAGCAGCGACAUUAGGGGUAGUUUGUUAUAAUAUAAGACCUGAGCUUGAAAAAUAACAAGCAUUCAACCAAAUGCAGGUUAAGUUUGGGCUAGGCUUAUUUGAUGACAGUUAUUUGCAUUCGUCCAGCGCAAUUUGGCAUCCCGUCAACAUAUUUCCAUGUUUUGUGAUUAUCUCCUAAUAGAAGUGACUCCAACGUAUAUUAAAUUAGGAAUCCACUAAGCAUUGUGAGAAACUGAGAAUAAACACCUUCUUUUCUGUCUACUCCACGACCAUCAGUUGAGCAAGACUGCAUGCAUGAUACAGACACUCAUGGUGUUGACUCCUGAUGAAUGACUCGCUAGAAGCAUCCCACUGUGUGUCACCUCGCCCUCCCUCUUUCACUGCACUCUUGCCCUUUUCUCCCUCAUUGACAAAACCAUUGUUGUCUUUACUCCGCAACUAAAAAAAAAAGCCACCCACUGUGUGGCACCUGGUACCUGUGCUUUCACACGGUCCUCUUACUCUGACACAAAGGAAAGCUGAAUUCUCAUAACAACUAACGACGUCACUGAUUUGCCAAAUAUAAUGUUUACGUUUUUACAAUACUGUGUAAAGUAAUUUAUAUGAUGUUGCUUUUGUAUGUAGAGGGGACCACACUCAGUGUUUUAUUUUUCAUAGAUGUAGAGUUUAGUGUAGAUUAAGGAUCACGUGCUUAAAUGCUGUAUAACAUGCUUCUUCUGCAGAACAGUGUAGGCUUACUUGUGUCAGUCUAAUCUAGUUUGGUGAGGAUAGAGGAUAUUAGAUACUCCUUUGUCGUCCUGCUCAUUGUAUUUUAUGUACAGUGGUAAUAAAACACUAAAAUGUCAAA
Molecule: messenger RNA, 5136 nt
Organism: Epinephelus fuscoguttatus (brown-marbled grouper)
Lineage: Eukaryota; Metazoa; Chordata; Actinopteri; Perciformes; Serranidae
Gene: lgi1b
Product: leucine-rich, glioma inactivated 1b
Exons: 10
Coding region: 506-2152 (548 amino acids)
Biological process (GO): myelination
Molecular function (GO): protein binding
Source: RefSeq, a predicted model, not a curated record